ACUAAAGUGAUGUCCUUGAUGGGGUCUGACCCACUUCUCCUGGCCUGCCUGGCCAUAGUCUCUCUGGCCUGCUCCCCGUUCCUGGAAGCUGCUCUGCUGUCCUCUAAAUCCCAGGAAAUCAGCUCAGUUACACACACACUAUCAAUAUCAAGGAAUUCAAUGAAUGACGAUAUAUUGAUAAAAUCACCAGUGUUGGGGUCAAUACCAUUUACAUUCCAGUCAAUUCAGGAAGUACACUGAAAUUCCAUUUCCAAUUCUCAUCAAUGCUUUUCAAUUUGGAAAAUGUUGAAUUGGAAUUUGGUUUACUUUCUGAAUUGAAACGUACUUAAAUCCAACCCUGGAAACCACCAUGUCAAAUAACUACAAAAAUCCUUGUUUUCAGUGAACACCGCUAUAUUACUUAAGCACCAUUAGUCAAGAACCAUUUAGGUGUGUGUACCAGAGGUUAAGAAAAUUUUUACAUUUUACAUUUUGCAGAUGCUCUUAUCCAGAGCGACUUACAGUUUAGUGAAUGCAUACAUGUUUUUUUGUUUGUUUUGUUUUUUCAUACUGGCCCCCCGUGGGAAACGAACCCACAUCCCUGCCGGCCAAACCCUCCCCUACCUUGGACGACGCUGGACCAAUUGUGCGCCGCCCAUGGGUCUCCCGGUCGCGGCCGGCAGCGACAGAGCCUGGACUCGAACCAGGAUCUCUAGUGGCACAGCUAGCACUGCGAUGCAGUGCCUUAGACCACUGCGCCACUCGGGAGUCAACAUUAGAACAACAUUACGUGCUAAGAGGGCAUGCUUGUGUUGCACUAACCUUGUUCUCCUCAUAUACUGUAGUUUGAGUUCAAAUGAUUUGUUUCAUGCAGACCUACAGUGCUAUAAUUUUCUAAAAUUGGAAUCGUUAUGAGCAUUCGAUACAUGUACACAAACGCAUGCUGGAGGCACACAUUCAUGAAGACACAGACUGUUCAACACUCUCUCAAAGCAUUCAACUUGACACACAAAGUACUUGAAGAAUGUACACGUAACAGCAGCUGGUCAGACCACUGUGAUACUCUAUUCUAUCAGCAAGUUCCAAAGCAAGCACACGGCAGAGAACAGCUAGCCUUUUCCAAGAGCCUUCCCUACGGCCAGGGUCAGCCAGAACCAGGUUCAGGUUGUCUAUAGUCCACCACAUUGACCACCCUCUGUCUCUAUCUUACAGCUCUGUGUGCUUCUUAGGUUCUCCUUACCCCUGGUGACCUGUCCUAUGACCUGACCCAUGUAGCUCAACUGACUCAUAAUGUCAAGCCUGAGAUAAAGUAAUCCUUCUACCCCCCCCCCUUACUCCAACCCCGCCCCCCCCCCCCCCCAAAAAAAAAGUUGUAAAGUGGUUAUCCCACUGGCUAUAAGGUGAAUGCACCUAUUUGUAAGUCGCUCUGGAUAAGAGCGUCUGCUAAAUGACGUAAAUGUAAAUGUAAAUGAGAGGUCAAAACACUUUAAGUAAAACUCUAACUGCUGAGCCCUCUCAGUCGGCCAGACACAGAGCCCCAUCCAAACCCCAGUCGCCUGCCAAUCGAGGUGUGAAGGACAAGGGCUCUAAAUAAAAGGGGAGUUGAGAGAGGGAGAGGGGGGGGGGGGGGGGGGGGGUUUCUGAAUUGUUGUCACCCGUAUUUCCCCUCCGGCCCCCACCAGACACCCAAGCCUUGACUGGCUCAAUGGAAUAAUAGAUGGGGCCAGUGAUAAAUACACAUGUCUAUGGCACCUGAGGUGAAAAAAGGGGGUGGGGGCCUCUGUUGCCUUGGAAACAGGAUUCCGUACAUGCUCAUUGGCUGUCUGGGAUUUGUGGGGGGUAUAAAGAACUAGAGUUUUGGAGGGUCUCUAUAAACAGGCAGACUGAGAGAGAGCCUACUGUCCUCUUCUCCCAGGGGAUACGUACUGAAAACUCAACACACAGCGCUCUUGGAUUGUUUAACUCUUAGAGCUUGAUUCGGUUCCUAGAGUUGAGUUGAAGGAGAGGGACUUUGUGUCUCAUUGUAACGGGAUCCGACCUUCGGUGUGACUUUUGAUACUGAGAGAAGUUACCCACCAUGCCUGGCGUGAACCUGGACUUCCUGUCGGCCUCAGAGGCUCCACAGCCCCUGGUGGGAAAUCCAGGCAGCCUGUGUGCUGAGUCUGGUCUGGAGGAGGUGAUCGGUGACCUUCUAGCCCAAGAUCAGGCUGAGGAGGAGGAGGGUGAGGGGGGUGAGUGUGGGCUGGAGCUGACACUGCGCUGUGCCGUGGGGGAGAUCCACAGUGACCUGCAGGCCUUUGGGAAGCGGGUGGAUGCACGGCUGGAGGAGGCUGCGGCGCGUGUGGUUCCUCUGUCUACAGCUCUGGCAGCUCUGCAGGAGGAGAACUUGAGGCUGCGUAUCCAACAGGAGAGGCUGGCCCGCCAGUUGGAGGCUCUGUGUCAGGCCCUGGGGCUGCCUGAACCCCCACCUUACACAGCCUUCGUCCCGGAGCCCACACCCAGCACUCCCAAUGACUUCCAACUUCCAUCCAGCACACCCCUCUGCCCUAAAAUGCCCGAUGGGCCAGACUGUGAACCUGAGGCCACCCCGGUCCCCCACCGUCCCACCUUUGCCACACGUCGUUCUUCCUCCACCUCCUCUCUGGUAGGACUAGGAGGCAUCUCGCACAGCAAUAGCAUGGUAUGCCUCUCUCUCUAUGCCUGUAUGGAUCCCCUCCUGCCAAAAUAUUUAUCAUCAGUUCUAGCCUUUUACUCUUUACUGACACUCUCUUCCCUAUCCCUCUUUGACGCCUAGAUAUUUUCCUCUAAUCUGAAUGACAGGUUUUCACAUCUUCAAUGAGCAUCUGAUCAGUCUAGGUUAUUUUAUGGUUUUAUUGGCUGUACUAAAUCAAAUCAAAUGUUAUUUGUCACAUACACGUGUUUAGCAGAUGUUAUAGCGGGUGUAGCAAAAUGCUUGUGCUUCUAGCUCCGACAGUGCAGUAAUAUCUAACAAGUAAUAUCUAACAAUUUCACAACAUAUAUCCAAUACACACAACACUAGUAAGAAAUGGAAUUUAAGAAUAUAUACAUAUAUGGACAAGCAAUGACAGAGCGGCAUGGACUAAGAUACAGUAGAAUAUUAUAGAAUAGAAUGGAAUGCAGUAUAUACGUAUGAGAUGAGUAGUGCAAGAUAUGUAAACAUUAUUAAAGUGACUAGUGUUCCAUUUCUAGUGCUCAGCUUGACAGCUUCAGUCUGCAGAUUAGAGAUCAUUGUCAGUGCAGAUGGCUGGUUACAUCAGGGUUGGGGGUGUCAUUGUGAAGAAGUGGAUUUACCCGUAACUAAUCAACUCGCCAGCUUUAUCUGCGUGCCUUUCUGUAGCCCCUCCUUCUCUCCUCCUGUCUUUUUCCACCAUCUGUCAUGAGGACAGUUCCAACAGCAUCUCUAUCAUCUCACAUCAUCACCUCCCAUCCACAAAGACCUUCUCUCUUAUCUCUCACUGUUUCGUGCCAGCUCCUCUCUCAUUGUCUGUGAGUGUGUGACACCUGCAUUUGUCACUGAUGUGCUUUAAUCCCAUUGGGUGGAUGUUGGGGUUUGUGGAGGUGCCCUCACUGCCCUGGAAGAACCUGGCAGAGUGUUUGUUUGUGCAUGUGUUCCUGUUUGUUUCCGUGUUCUGUCAGGGGACACACUUCCUGCGGUGGGAGGAAGUAUCCUGUUUGCUGUCAUUUAAUCUUCUGAGUAACCGCCUGGUCAUGAUGAAAGCCUCUGGUCUACUGCCCAAACACUGGGCUCCUACGAUCUCUAUGGUACUCUCCUCCUAAACUAGGUCCCUAACAUUGUGUUGGACUUGGACUACACUUCAGUCUUUUAGGAACUCCUCACCUCUCUUCGACAUUACGAUUUUAUUUGGGAUAUGUGGCUCAGAGUUCACACUUCACAGUGAUCCUGGUCAGAUACUGAACCAUACCCCUCUCUGUGGCCAAAUGAUGGUUCACAGCCUGGGUGCUCUCUCUGAUUACAUCUCAGGUGUGUGACACACCAAUGUCACUCCAUCAGCCCCCCUAUGGUCCAGACCCUUUGUGAUUAGGGGACUCGAGAGAUUGGACAUGCUCCUCAGCGUUCUAGAGGCAAUCAGACUGCUCUUGAACCCUGCAGCCGGCUGUAGUCCAGAUCAAGAAGGUCAGCUCUGCUCUGUGUUUUGACUGGGGUAAAGGGAACCCAGCCAAGGAGCUGACAACAUAGUGGCUCUCUCUCUGUCCUAUGUUACUUACCUUCUAAUUACUCUGAUGGUAUUAGUCUGGUAUUAAACACCGGUACCGCUAACACUGACACAGAUAGGCUCUGAAACCUGUUGACCUCUCUGCUCUGUUGGUUGGGCAAUCAGACUGUAUGUUUCUGUAGAUUGGUGUCUAUGUGAAGGUUUGCCAAGUCUGUUAUUCCUAAUAAUGUAAUGUAUUCUGAGCUGCUCUGAGUGACAGAGCGUCCUGGCUCUAUAGUGUAUGUUUAUUGUUGCAUGUCCACAUGGGUUGAUGACAUUUUGAGGGAUAUUGAAGGGAAUUUAUGUGGUAUUAUUCAGCUGGACAGGGUCCUUAGCCCAGUAAUGCUCCCAGACCAGCUGGUCCUGUCAAUCAGGCCUCUCCACCCAGAGGGAAGCUGUUCUCAUUUAGUUCAGUCAUGUCACAGACUGACAGAUGACUGGGAUGCAUGGAAGCUGAUCUUACCCGACCCCUACUCUUAACAAUGUGGUAGUAUAUAGAUACACUUCUGCCUCAACAGCUCUUACAUAACCUAGUCCUGUAGGUCUAUAGUAUACAGACACUCUCAAUGGCAUAGUGUUAGACACAACUGGACACCCUUAGCAUAAUGUACACUCUCAUGCAAGAAGACAAGAAAGCCUGUCUCUCUCCGAUCAUCAAUUAAUUAUAGAUGCAGUUCUGUUUACAUAACUCAGUACUAAAGGUGUACAGACACAUCACACAAUGGCAUAGUGUUAGGCACACCAGCCACUUUUGUUAUUUAUAUUUUGUAUUUUUCCCCCCAAUUUCGAUCUUGUCUCAUCGCUGCGGAAGGCGAAGGUCGAGUCAUGCGUCCUCCGAAACACCCGCCCGCUUAACCCAGAAGCCAGCCGCACCAAUGUGUCGGAGGAAACACCCUUCAACUGACGACGAGGUCAGCCUGCAGGCGCCCGGCCCGCCAGAAGGACUCGCUAGAGCGCGAUGAGCCAAGUAAAGCCCCCCCCCCCCCCUAACCCCACAAUGCCCACACAUGUCCAUGCAUCUGUUCCAGUGAGACCCUGUUUGUUUUGGUGUUUUUUUGCAGGGCCGUGUCCAAUAACAUUCCACUGCGGUCAAGUGGCUCUCACUCUGAUCUGUCCCAUGGGUCAGACCCCUGAAUCUCAGUCCAGACCUCCAGAACCAGAACCAGAGGCCACCCUGGAUCACACAGCUCUGGCUGCACUGGGGCUGGGGGGGGGCACCCUCUCCCUGGCUGGACUCUCUGGGAGGAGAGGGGGGUGGUGUGUGGGCUGAUGGGGACAGUGCCCGCUGUCUGGGACGAAAUUUGGACCUGCACAUCUACAACAAAAGCAAAAAGUCUAGCAGACCAGCCCAGCCUCUGUAGUCUGCAGAAGGCAUGUGGCACCAUAUGAAAAUCUAUUUAAGAGGUGUUAUCUAUAGGCUUUAUGGCCACUUAAAAUAAACAGUUACAAAGACAGUGGUAUCUUAAUGGAAGACUGUACUGUGUUUAUGUCCAUGUCUCAUCGCCUUUCUUCGCCUGUCAGCAGUGGCAGCACACAAAAACCCUACAUCUCUCCUGUCUGUAACAGCACUGACUGAGGUGCACUAUCUGUUCCUGGACAAUGUGCUUGUGCUUUUACAGUACUGUAGUGUGUAUACUACUAUAUCCUGUAGGAGGAAGGAGCUGGCUUCUAUCCUACACAAUUUACAUUCUUGCAGCUCUACAGGCCCAUAGCCAAAGUAGUGCUUUACUCCUGUCACAUGACAUGAGCCCUCUGUUCAUCAUCAUACUGCUUAGACAGACUGAGAGGGCAUCAGUCAGAAGUGGCCAGUGAUGUGUGAGCUAACUGUUGCUUGGCAGUGAUGUCAAACCGCUGUAAUAAUCCUCACGCUCCGUGACAAGGCAGGAAGACUGAGGAGCUGGAGGGCCUGGGGAAUCAUGAGGGGUGCGAAAGUGUACAUCAGGUUUCCCCAACUGGUGGCCCGCAGUCCGAAUUUGAGCCACAAAAAAUAUAUAUAUAUACAGUAGCAGUCAAAAGUUUGGACACCUACUCAUUCAAGGGUUUUUCUUUAUUUGUACUGUUUUCUACAUUGUAGAAUAAUAGUGAAGACAUCAAAACUAUGAAAUAACACAUAUGGAAUCAUGUAGUAACCAAAAAAGUGUUAAACAAAUCAAAAUAUAGUUUUAUAUUUGAGAUUCUUCAAAGUAGCCACCCUUUGCCUUGAUGACAGCUUUGAACACUCUUGGCAUUCUCUCAACCAGCUUCAUGAGGAAUGCUUUUCCAACAGUCUUGAAGGAAUUCCCACAAAUGCUGAGCACUUGUUGGCUGCUUUUCCUUCACUCUGCGGUCCAACUCAUCUCAAACCAUCUCAAUUGGGUUGAGGUCGGGUGAUUGUGGAGGCCAGGUCAUCUGAUGCAGCACUCCAUCACUCUCCAUCUUGGUCAAGUAGCCCUUACACAGCCUGGAGGUGUGUUUUGGGUCAUUGCCCUGUUGGAAAACAAAUUAUAGUCCAACUAAGUGCAAACCAGAUGGGAUGGCGUAUCGCUGCAGAAUGCUGUGGUAACCAUGCUGGUUAAGUGUGCCUUGAAUUCUAAAUAAAUCACAGGCAGUGUCACCAGCAAAGCACCCCCACACCAUUACAUCUCCUCCUCCAUGCUUCACGCUGGGAACCACACAUGCGGAGAUCAUCCGUUCACCUACUCUGCGUCUUACAAAGACACGGCGGUUGGAACCAAAAAAUCUCAAAUUUGGACUCCUCAGACCAAAGGACAGAUUUCCACCGGUCUAAUGUCCAUUGCUCGUGUUUCUUGGCCCAAGCAAGUCUCUUCUUCUUAUUGGUGUUCCUUUAGUAGUGGUUUCUUUGCAGCAUUUCGACCAUGAAGGCCUGAUUCAUGCAGUCUCCUCUGAACAGUUGAUGUUGAUGUGUCUGUUACUUGAACUCUGUGAAGCAUUUAUUUGGGCUGCAAUCUGAGGUGCAGUUAACUCAAAUGUACUUGUCCUCUGCAGCAGAGGUAACUCUUGGUCUUCCUUUCCUGUGGCGGUCCUCAUGAGAGCCAGUUUCAUCAUAGCGCUUGAUGGUUUUUGCGACUGCACUUGAAGAAACUUUCAAAGUUCUUGACAUUUUCCGUAUUGACUGACCUUCAUGUCUUAAAGUUGUCAUCUCUCUUUGCAUAUUUGAGCUGUUCUUGACAUAAUAUGUACUUGGUCUUUUACCAAAUAGGGCUAUAUUCUGUAUACCACCCCUACCUUGUCACAACACAACUGAUUGGCUCAAACAUAUUAAGAAGGAAAUAAAUUCCACAAAUUUACUUUUAAGAAGUCACACCUGUUAAUUGAAAUCUAUUUCAGGUGACUACCUCAUGAAGCUGGUUGAGAGAAUGCCAAGAGUGUGCAAAGCUGUCAUCAAGGCAAAGUGUGGCUACUUUGAAGAAUCUCAAAUAUAAACUAUAUUUUGAUUUGUUUAACACGUUUUUGGUUACUACAUGAUUCCAUAUGUGUUAUUUCAGAGUUUUGAUGUCUUCACUAUUAUUCUACAUUGUAGAAAAUGGUAAAAAUAAAGAAAAACCCUUUAGGUGUGAGUAGGUGUGUCCAAACUUUUGACUGGUAAUGUGUGUGUGUGUGUGUGUGUGUGUGUGUGUGUAUAUAUAUAUAUGUGUGUAUGUAUGUGUAUGUAUGUAUAUAUGUGUAUAUAUAUAUAUAUAAUAUUUAUUUAUAUAUAAUAUUUAUUAAUUUUUUAUUUUAUUUUUUCAUUGUUGGAAAUAAAAGAUGGUAAAAACACCAGGAUAAUCAGCUCCAAGUGAUUUUAAUUUUGGAAAUCUGUUCCAAAGUAUUACCAUGCAUAGAGAGACACGUGAUUUUAGUCAAAUAUCAUAUUUGUUUGGGCUUCUUGCGGUCAAUUUGCAGCCUACAACUUAUUUCUAAUCAUGUUCCGGCCCCCCGACCAUCCGCUCAAGAAUAAUUUGUCCCGCGGCUGAAUCUAGUUGAUCCCUGGUAUACAUGCUCCCCCUCCCACCUCCAAAAGUUCCAGGAAGUUUUCCUGAGAUCCUCCAGUGCUCAUUCCAUCAUAAAUGUCAGCAAGCCUCGGUGUCUUCUCUGUAAACACAGCUGUAGGGGUUGACGGAUCAGAAGCCUCCCUUUUCUGUCUCUCCCCUGGCCUUGUGUGUCCUGGUCCCAUGAUUUCUCACCAGCUGGAGAAUGGUCUUUGAGUAUGAUCAACUACCUUUUGUAUCUGUUUAUAUCUGUCCUGCCACUGACAUUGACCCUUAGCUGAGGAUAAAAAAGAAUUCACACUCACAUAGUCUAAAAUGGAUGCCAAUCCUGAUUUAAAAAGCUGUGUAACCUGUAAAUAACCCAUCAUUCCCUCUCCCUCUCUCUCUUUGUCUGUGUAGUUGGAGACAGAGCCUGUGAUGGCCUCAGAGCCAGUGUUUGAAGUGGAGCCCUCAGUGCAGGUGGCAUGCUUUCAGUCCCCGGCUACAGUACCCAACGGCUCCUCUGCAGCUCGGGCCAAAGUCGAAGAACGGUCCGGAAAACUGACUGCAGAACAGCUGGCUGCCAUCGACGAUGAGGAGCUCCUGGAUAAAAUGGUACUUCCCCCUCCCCCAUAUCACACAUGCUUACAGUCUUCAAAUCCCCAUACCUAGAUGUGGUGUUGUUGUUUUUGUGUAUUAGUUAGGAGUUAAAUCUGAUCUGCUGAGCGAACUUAUAUUUGGAAAGGUCAUACCUUUACAUUUGUGUGUGUGUACACUACACUCUGUGUGUAUUUGGAGCUAUGUGACUGAGUUUGUCUGAAGACCGACCCCUCUCAUUCCUUCCGUCUGUCCUGUUCUUUCCGACAGCUGGAUGAGUCCAAGGACUUUGAGGAGAGGAAGAUGAUCCGACAAGCCAUGAGAGAUCUGCGUAAGAGGAAGAGAGGUGAGAUUUUUCCAAAUCUAGUCUGCAUUAUGCACCUGCCUCAUUUUCCAAAUCUAGGCUGCAUUAUGUACCUGCCUCAUUUUCCAAAUCUGCAUUAUGUACCUGCCUCAUUUUCCAAAUCUAGUCUGCAUUAUGUACCUGCCUCAUUUUCCAAAUCUAGUCUGCAUAAUGUACCUGCCUCAUUUUCCAAAUCUAGUCUGCAUUAUGUACCUGCCUCAUUUUCCAAAUCUAGUCUGCAUUAUGUACCUGCCUCAUUUUCCAAAUCUAGUCUGCAUUAUGUACCUGCCUCAUCUCUUGCCAUUUUCCAUCCUUAUUUUCUGAUCUUAUUUUCACAUUCUCCCAUCCUGCUCUCAGAGGCCAUACUGGGAUGUACACAGGAGGAAAUAGGUAGGAACGUCCUGUGUGUUUGUGGACUAUAUUAAUACAGUAUGCAUCCGUGUUUGUCAUUUAUCAAUGUCCCACUUGGCUGUAUCCCCUCAUUGUCAACCAUACUGUCCCACCAGUGCUGUUAUCGAGCUUGACACUCGUCAUUUAGUUUUCUCAGUGAUACACAUUGAUCAUGAACUGACCAGCAGCAACAAUGAACAUGAGGAACCUGUAUGGUGAACGAUGAGGGAUAUGUUAAAACAUCUGUUGAAACGCAUGAAUCUUGAUGUUUGUGUGACUACUCACCACGGUGCCAUAUGUGAUAUAUCAGGAUGAUGCAGGACUUUCUGGUUCACUCACUGUCUCAGGGCAAACACACCUUAUGUUGUUCCACAUAUGGCUGGCUGGGUGUAAAGUGUUGACUGUUUGUUGAGACUCCAGACAGGUCUCGGAACUCUGUGUCAGAGAAGUUUCCAUGGGCUUAAUAGCUAGCCACCCAUUUCAUCCCUGUAUUACCCGUAACCCUAGCCAAUCUGUUGAAACAGUAAGUGAGAGACCGGAGGUAUUUAGUUCCAUUAUAAUGAGCGCUUAACUGUGUCUCUGGGGCUUAGGAAGGUAAAUGGACAGGUAAGACUGCUACAGCUCCCAGGCAUCGGGUAACAGUAGUGGUGUUAAGGUAUCAGUGUUGGACAGCGUUCAGUAGCCUUUCUAUGCCAGUGUCUCAGUGGUCUGACGUGAUGUUCAGGGUCUCUUUGAUGUUUGUUCAGCACAUGCCCCACCACAUCACAGCCUGAGGUUGGUUGUGUUUGUCUUUCACCUGUGGGUGGCUGUUUGUGUUCCAAGGCAUUUGAUGGUGCUUUGGAAAGAAUCUUGAAAUGUACCUCUGCAAACAUUCAACCCAUGUUUAGUUUGGCUUUGUAGCAGAUGAGAUGCUGUCAACUUGUUGAGUGCCUCUUCUCCCUCUUUUUCCACUGACCUUUUCCUCCUGCUAUCCCUCCUCUCCUCUAUCUCAGACCAAAGAGAAAAGGAGAGAGAGGUUCGUCUUGUGGAGCUUCGGCAGCAGAGAGAAGAGCGUGCUCAGAAGGGUCGUACGGGAGGAGGAGGAGCUGAAGAGGUGGUGAUGAGGAAGGUGGAGAAGUCAGCUGAUGGCGCCACCCUCAGCCAAGUCACCAAGACAAACCACUUCGCCCAGUCUGGUAGGCCAAUCAUACACCAUGUCUUAGGCUGACAACAUGGCUGAUACAUUUGGGCAAUACACUAGCUCCAGUUUAACAGUGCGUGAUCUUCCGAGGUCAGUUGAAAUGGUUCUAAUGUAUUUAUAUGUGUUUGUGUGUCUAGGUGAUGGCAGCAGGACAGCUCACAGCACCAUCAUGGAGGCCAGUUAUGUGAAGAAAACAGACAGUGAGUCAUCAAUGCAUCCUCCUCCUCAUUUAAAUCAUCAUCAUCAUCAUUUGAUUGCUAUAUCUUCUCAUCCAUAUAUGGUGUUAUGUGAUCUCACCACCACCACCUCCCUGUGUUCUCUAGUGGGGACAGUCCAGUCCAAGUCCUACAGCUACUCCUCCUCUACCUCUUCCAGUUCCAGCUCCGCCAGGAAAGUGGGCAGGUGAGAACUGAACCCAUAUAAUUCUGUGCCUAAACCCUUCUCCUCAGCAACCCCUAUAGGAUUAACUGAAAUUGUGUUGAACGGUAAUUUACCCCUUCUCUAUCUUCCUCCCUCCUCCCUUCCGUCCAUCAGUGUGUUUGACCGUGAGGAUGACUCGGCUUCCCGUGCUGCGGAGCGCCGGCAGGCAGAGAAACGUAAGGAGCUGAUGAGAGCCCAAAGUCUGCCCAAGACGUCCGCCGCACAGUCCCGCAAAGCCAUGAUCGAGAAGUUGGAGAAGGAGAGCGGAGGGUAAGGAUAGAAAGAACUGAGAAUAGCAAAGAAGGAGAAGAGUUGAAACAUGUCUAUACUAACAUAAACCAAUCCCCCUCCUUCAGGCCAGGGAAUAAAGCGGUUGCCAAGGUGAACACGGUCCAGCGCUCCGCUAGCUGUGUGGUGCCCAAUGCCAACUCCAUCAAACAGAUGCUGCUGGACUGGUGCCGCGCCAAGACCCGCUCAUACGAGGUGAGCCAACCCACUAUGGCACUAUCCUGAGUGUCCAGUCUCCUCAAAGAUCUGAGGCAUUCACACUAGUUCAUCCUGCUAUGAGGGUUAGGCCUUUAUAUAAGCCCUCUACUGCAAUCAAAACAUGCCACCAUGUCUUCUGUCAGCGAUGCUGUGUUCUCUCAUACUCUUGAGUCUAGUCUAUUAGGUGACUAAUGACAUUUGGAAGCAUUGGUUAAUGCUUUGUGAUUUAAUAUAGUAUUUCUCUCUUUUUCUUCUUUCCUCCUCUCUUUCAGAAUGUGGACAUCCAGAACUUCUCGUCCAGUUGGAGUGAUGGCAUGGCAUUCUGUGCCCUGGUGCAUAACUUCUUCCCAGAGGCCUUUGACUACUCCUCUCUCACCCCUGCCAACCGCAGACACAACUUUGAGGUGGCCUUCAGCACUGCAGAGUGAGUACACACAUACACAAAUGCAUACACUUGUAAACUGUCCGUCAUGCAUGCACUCAUAGAUGUACUGAAUGUGAUGUCUUGAAGUAUGACAUGGAAUCAAGCUUCACUCUUGGAGUUGCCCCAUGGUCAUUUACAGCAGAAUGGAUCAGGAUCUAAGUGAACCAUCCUCCGUCCCCAAGACCAUCAAUCGUCUGACCACCCCAAGGCUCUGUUCGUGGGAAAGUAGCUCUAGCCAACUCUUUGCCUACCCAUUGAACUCAAAAUCCAUCACACAUCUUGAGAACCACAACUUCCCUCGCCUUUCUCUGCCCCAAACCAACACACUCCUCUUUCUCUGAACAGAUAUGAUCCCUCUAUUGGGUAUGUUUGUUUGACCUCUGUAAAAUCAACACUGAGCUGCCAGUCUAUGGAUUCCUCAGGCUCAGCAGGACUGGACCUCUGGGCUCUCACCAUCCUCUUAGCCUUACUACCACCUAACUACCAACUUACUACCACCUUACUACCACCUUACUACCACCUUAUUACCACCUUACUACCACCUAACUACCACCUGCUGUGGUAGUUAGGUGGUCCUCUGUAGCUCAAUUGGUAGAGCAUGGCGCUUGUAAUGCCAGGGUAGUGGGUUCGAUCCCCGGGACCACCCAUACGUAAAAAUGUAUGCACACAUGACUGUAAGUCGCUUUGGAUAAAAGCGUCUGCUAAAUGGCAUAUUAUUAUUUAUUAUUAUUAUAACUACCACCUAACUACCACCUAACUACCACCUUACUACCACCUAACUACCCAUCCAUGUACAGUAAGAAUGCCUGCCUGAGGGAGGAAGAGAAUGUGCAUCCACAGGAUGCAGCCUUUGGAUUCAUCAGAUUCACCUAUUGGACUCAACUCACUGUUUCCAGGGGCCCUACAGUAAGAGGGUUGGGGUGGGCCUGGGCCCACUGCUCAGUUGUUUUAAUCUCUCCUCUCUCUCUCAUGUCUGUGCAGUCGGCUCCUGGAUCUGUUACUACUACUACUACUACUACUACUACUACUACUACUACUACUACUGUUACUACUACUACUACUACUACUACUACUACUACUACUACUACUACUACUACUACUACUACUGUUACUACUACUACUACUACUACUACUACUACUACUACUAUCUCCUGUACCUUUAAACCUCCACUCUCCAUCCACUCUCUCCUCUCAGAGAUGCUCACCUCAGUAACCGCUGUGUGAUGUGACCCUCCAUCCACCAACCCUGAUCUAAACCAGGAAACUCCUGAGACUGACCCCUCCCCAAACAACCAACAGGUUACUACAGUACAGGAAGAGCACUCGAAUGACUUCCUCCCAGACCCCUCUCCUUCCCUCUCUCCUUUAAUCUGGCCAUCUCCUCCUCCUCUUCCUCACUCCACCUCUGUCAUCUCCUCUUUUGAUGAGGUCAUGUACUGCCAACCUCUGUCCUGUCACCCACCAGUGUCUGCUGUGUUCACCUGUCCUGUGAUGCUGCUGCUGAAGAUAACGACCAUGAUGACGUAAACCCCGGAUUGUCAAACACCUCUUCCUCCUAGCUACCCCCCCCCCUCACCCCCCAACCCCCUCUUUGUCACUGUGCUGCACUGUCACUCCCUUACCAACCUCACCCCCCUCACCCCCUGCCACUGUGCCUCAUCUGGAACCCUCUCACACACCCCUCCAACACCCACACAAACACACCAUCCUGUGUUUCUCUUCUAGGUUCACCCUGUGGUCCAUGUCUUUAUGUCAGUGUAAGAUUAUUUUUGUUUUGUCCUUGCUCUUGUUUUUGUACUGGACAUAACAAAGCCAAUGUUCUAUUGUUGAUGUCUCUAUACCCCCAUGCCCAAGUCUUUUCUCUCAGUGCACAGAAAAACAAACAAAACAAACAAAAAGGCAAAAUGGACGUCUCCUGACGCUUCAUUUGACAUUUUGUUGUGUCUGCGUGUGUGCGCAUAUGUGUCAUGUUGUUCAUGAAGCAUGUCAACUCAUGGAUAUGUUUGUCAACACAGGGAAUGUAAUGUUAUCGUUUCUUUUUGUGUCUUCUCUCUCCCUCUCUCCACACCCUGGGUAUUCCUCUCAUUUGGCUGCUCACUGCUUUCUCUCUCUCUCAACCUCCUUCCUUCUGUCUCCCUCACUUUAUUUCUAUCUGUUCACUUUUCAUAUAUCUGGACUUUCUCUCUAUAUUUCCGUCUCUUUUCCUCCCUCUUCUCUUUCUCUCCCCCUCCCUCGCCCCCCUCUCUCCCCCUGCUCCCCCUCCGGGGUGCGGGUGCAGGAAGCUGGCUGACUGUCCCGAGCUGUUGGACGUAGAGGACAUGGUGCGGAUGCGUGAGCCAGAUUGGAAGUGUGUGUACACGUACCUGCAGGAGUUCUACAGGGGCCUGGUGACCAAGGGCCUGGUUAAAACCAAAAACUCCUCCUAGAGUCGCACCCCUAGGACCCCAAAUGCACUCAUGGUGAGAGAGGCAACAGGCCCACGGAGGAACCACAUGCUGGUGCUGGAGGUUUAUGGGGUGGGAUUGGUGUGAGUGGGAGAUUCUCAAUUGAGCAAAGGUUCAUACUCUACUUGAUUCCUCUGUCCUCUUCUCCGCCGUGACCCAGAAACUGAUAAGUGGUCGCCAUAUGUAGGAGAAUUUGUUAAUUGGUUAACCGAGGAGUUUCCUCAUCUCCUAGAUUGCCUCCUCCAGCGGAGGAUACCAGAGAUUUUCCUCAACCCCUUGAAUCAGCUGUUGUUUACUCGGAGGAGAAAAACAUGCACACAUUUAAAAACCAUACGCUACUUAUACAUUUAUCCAUCAAAUGUCUAGCACAACUAGCUAAUGUAUUUUGACCCCUUUACACAUUACAUUUUGGGAUUCCUCUACUGUACACGUCAGCUGCCUGAUGACAAGCUUGUUGCGAAGGAGUCUUAUUUCAUACAUGAGCAUUUGUUUCCACGUUUCCUCUCCUCGAUGACUCCUAUCCUCGAUUACCUUUGAGCUUUUUCAAAAGGAGGUGAGGAGAGGACAGAGAAGAGGACGUGAGGAAUUGAGCAAAUCCAAUUGAGAUUCUCUCAGUGUGUGAAUGAGGAGUGCAUGUUGUGGGGGGGGAUGAAUGGCAGGAUCAACAACAGUGCCACCAGUUCCAUCAUAUUAUGAUGGUGAAGUCAGACAGGAGAAGAGUGAGCUAUCCAUUAAUACAAACAUGAUCAUUAUCCUGCAGGAAGUCAUAUGAAGUGGUAGGAAGUGCACUCUUAGUGUUGCACUGUCUAGGUACAGGUCGGAGCGCAGUUUUCUCCGCCCUGUGAGCCAGUGCUGGGGUCCAAAGGCCCAAACAUGGAUUGUGAGGUUGUGACUAGAGUCAGAGCCAGGCUGCAGCCAGGCGGAGGGCCAGCCAUCAGCACACCCCGUCUGCAGCUCCACACUUUAAAAGGAGCUGCCGCAACACAACAGUGGAGUGGAAACAGAGAUUGGAAACAAAGUGGAGGAAAAAUAAAUGUCAGACCUGUGGUGUGUGAAGCAUGUGUAUCAUCUCCCCUCAUUUAGUGACUUCAGAAUUACUGAUGUUUUUGUACUUUAAGUGUAUAAAGUCUGGUCAGUUUAUAACAACCAUUGCUGAAUGACAUAAAUAGACUUAUCUCCUUAGUAUCUAAAACAACAAAGGAAAACUUUUAAUACAGAGUUUUACGGUGUUGACAUUUGUGUUUGUCUUUGAGGGGCUAGGUUACUAUCUGCUGGUAUAGUAGCUGUGCUCUCUGUGUCCCUGCCACCUUGCAGCUGUUUCCCAGAGCUCUCCCUCUCCUCCUUCUCUGUGCUCCUGGCUGGGCAGCUCACACUGCCAUACUGUUGUCAUUGUCAGUCAGCUACAGUACCUUUAGGGCUUAGUAGUCAAGUGUGCCACCAUGUGGUUAUAUGCAUGCAUUGCACAUAUAUUAUUUUGUUGACCAAAUGGCAGAAUAUGUUUGGAAUGCCUAUAAUGCUUUUUUGAAACAAAUACUUUGUAGAGUGUCUCCCUCUUGCCUGGUUAGUUUGGGUGGAUGAAAAAGCUGUUAUGAGAGCAGCGUUUGUGGAGAGAAUGUCAUAUUUUAUCCUUACCAUCACUCCGUUCAUCUCUCUCUUUCGCCAUCUCCCCACCUCUCCCUUUCUCCAUCUCACCAUCUCGCCGUCUCCGUCCCUUAGGGAAUGUGCCAACUGCAUGCCCCUGCUGGAGGUGGAGGACAUGAUGAUCAUGGGGAGGAAGCCUGACUCCAAGUGUGUGUUCACCUACGUGCAGUCACUGGUCAACCACCUGCGCAGGCACGAGAUGAAACUUGCCAAGGCCUUGGCCAAACUCCAGGGCACCGACUUCUGAUCUGCCCCUGUGCUCACAGUGUGGCCUUCCCCAUCGCACCACUACACAGUACCCCUCCUGUCCUCCUGAGCCCUGUCCCUCAACACCACCCCUGUCCCAACAGGCUGACAGCAGCCCAGACUCUGAGUGAGAGGUGUUACUGAUUUGCACAUCUCUGAUGGCCAACGGUGGAAGAGUGUUUGUGUAGGUGUGUGUAUCUGUCUAAUGAUUAUCUUUGUUGACGGUGGUGGCAUGCCAGACAGAUAAAUUCCCCCCCGCUGGACACAUAUUUGUUCAGGCUGUGCGACCCUUCCCGAAGGAGAACUCCAAAGUUUUCAUAAUAGAGAAUCUUUUUAAGCUUU
Messenger RNA from Coregonus sp. 'balchen', 16674 nucleotides. Lineage: Eukaryota; Metazoa; Chordata; Actinopteri; Salmoniformes; Salmonidae. The record is from the annotation of a GenBank genome assembly.